UAAAUAAUUAGUCAUUCCGUUGACUAAUACGGUUGUCCAUUUUCGAACAAGUUAAACCACUAUAUAAAAAUGAAUUGUGAAACUCAACCUCAAUUGAUUGAUAGCGGUGGUUGAUAUAAAACAGUAUGAAGUUACUCAACCGCCCACAAAACGAAUUCUGGAAUUUAUUUUUAACCUGAUCCUGAUUCAAAAUGUGAACUUGUCUCCAAAUGUAUUUGAAAAGCUAAUCUCAGUAAUGAUGUCUGCCUUUGAAGGAAAAAAGGCUGCUGCUUCCUCUAUGGAACAUCUUCAGUUUGUCGCUAAUGUGUUGGCCAUUCUUCAGCUUCAAAUAAGGAAAUUCCCAAGUACGGAUACCAAUCUUUUGCUGAAUAAGCUGUGGUCACUCUGUCUGAGUGGCGAUCAGGUGCAUCCUCUCGCUGGACAGAUAAUCUUCACGUUUUCUGAUGAUUUGGCUCACCGAGUUGGAAGUUCGCCAGAAAUGCAGAAAGUGAUUCAACACUUAGUCCAAUCAAAGGAGAAGACGGAUCGUAAAACAGGCUACUCUCUUAUGCGAAAAUUGAAGGAGUAUGUCGAUCCCAAUUACAUUUCUGCAUUGGAACAUUUGGAGGAGCAACAGAUGCCCAAUAACUUAGUCAGUUUGUUGGACAAGCUGAAAUCCACCACCGACAUUUCCCCAUGGACGCGUAUUUUAUACCUCAAACUCUUCCAUUCCGAGAAUGAAUUAGUUCUUUAUGAAACAGUCAAAUAUAUAGCCAACAAUUUGACAAUAUCUCAUUUGACUGAUUGGAAUUUGAUAGAUGAGUUUCUAGCAGCCACCAAUGGAACGAUUUUUCAUGAUGAUAUUGAAGUCUUCAAAAACUUCGUAUUUUCAAGUGGAGUUGAAUCGAUUGUUGAAGCCCUGGUAAACGUUCCAUGGAAAUGGAACAAUGUUUCACUAUGGAAUUGGCUCAGAUGUAUACCGAAAGAGAAGAAAGGACAAUCGCCAUGCAUUAGUAAGGAAAUAUUGCUUAAAUUUGCUUUUCGAUUCCAAGAAAUGACAAACGUAAUAGUGCUGGAAGACAGUUUAUCUUUCGUUAUGGAUCGCUUUUGCGUUACAAUUGACAAAUUGUCCUUAAGGGAUUACUUGUUCUUUAUUGAGACGAUGUACAAAAACUUGAUGGUUAAAUAUUGGGACCAUGAUAGUUUGUUGGACAAAAUAAAGAAUUGUGACAAUUUUGGAGCGGAAAUCGUCUUCUUCAACAAAAUAAGCUUGGAUGUAAUAUUCCUCACUCAAUAUUACUCACAGUUGGCAAAUGCUUUAAUUGCUACUCUAAUUGAAAAACUAAAAACAGUACCAAAAGCUCAACGUGGACUGUUACCUUAUUACAUAAUGGUUUGGAUCACGGACUCUGGAAAGAUUAGGGAUUUUUGCGCCACCAAAUACGAAGUGAACAUUUCUUUAAUUCUAGACGGAGAUCUGAAGCAAAUACAAAAACAUUUGCUCGAUAAGCUCAUGUGGCAAACUGAAGAGGAGAAAUCUAUUUUGCUGAAAACUUCUGUAGACUUGUUUGUUUUAUAUCAGAUAAAAAAGUGGAAGGACAUAAAAUCUUUUGGCUUCAAACCACAGGAACUACUUCAAAUGGGAGGAAAGCGAACAUUUCAAUACUUGGGAAAUCUUUUGGAAGAAGUUGAUGAACGAUUGGAGGACGCGAAUGUGUUAUCGACUUUUGUGUCUUUACUGAAAAAGUUUCCAUUUCCUCAAAUAGCUGAGUGUAUUGGAAAAUAUGCAUCGAAACAUUUGACACCUGAAGAACAAAAUCGCAUUUCCUCGAAGAUUAUUUCGUAUCAUAUUCGUAGCAAUAGAAAUGUUGUUACUGAAUUAUUAAAAUCGGAUGUACAAUUUUCCAUCAAUAAAAUCCUAGAGGAACUUAUCCUUCAUUUAGAAAUAAUUGAAGAUGGAUGGAUUUUUGAAGCUAUAGUUGAUUUUUAUUACACAGUGAAGAAUCGAAACAAAAUCAUUUCUGAAUUUAUGCAGUUUAACAAUGAAUUAUCCGAGAGCCAUCCACGUUAUCUAGCCAACUCCAAGGAGCACACACUUAAAUUUUGCAUUGCCUCUGCUUUGAUGUCCAUCGACGGAAAAUAUGAAUGUUUAGAUUUGUUAUGGACAGCAUUACUUUCACCCCAUGAGCAGUUAAAUAUUACAUGCCUUUAUGAAGUAUUAGUAGCAAAACAUUUAGAAUAUCCACAAAUCCUUAUUGAGCGCUUGCAGUCUAUAGCUACUUUACAGCCAAAUCAACAAAUGUCCUUACUUUCCGUUACACAUUGGUUAUUAAAUAAUAAUUCUGAAAAUUGGAACGACCACAUUGAUGAAUUCUUACAAUGCUUGGUGCCUCUUACGGAAGCAGAAAACUUAGAAGUUCGUCAAUUCACAACACUGAUUAUACAAAAAUUGUUUACAGAAUAUAUAAGCUCGGGAAAUGGGCAUUUAAAUGAAUCUAUACAGAAAAUUUUAAAGGAUCAAAUAGCAAAUGAAUCGGUUUUACCUCAUGUGAAAGUUCGUCUCCUGUUACCUAAAUGGAUUGGAAAUCACUGGACAAAACAUAACUUUUGGUUUGCUUUUACUAUGGAAAAUCGUGUAGUAAGAUAUAAUAAUAAAGAAAACGAAAAAAUAGUGCAUGAAUUCCGAAAAGCUUUCAAAUCAACAUCCAUCCAUCCUGGUGGAGUUCCACCAGUGAAUGAAGAUAUGCCAAGCAUUAAACAAAUUAACGAUACAUAUCCCAAGUCCAAUCUAACCUGCUGGAAUACAUCGGCUGCAUCCGAGCCAGGAGUUGUUCCCUUAGUCCGUGGAACAAGUUCAUCUCAAUCUGAUGGCGAACUUAUUGUAUUAUCCACUCGCAAUCAUAAUGAAGCCAGCUUAAAUGACUUGAUGGAAACGUGCAAUGCGUUUGGCGUUCGAACUUUGGUAUUGAACAAGUUGACAAAUUUAGGAAUCAGAGCUGCAGGUGAACUAACAAUAUGGCUAAAAGAACCUGAGUCGUUGCAUGAAUAUUUGCGUGAGAAAAAAAUGAAAAAUUAUAAAAUUGUUGGCAUAGAAAAUAUGGAAAGAUCAUAUAAAUUGGCUUCAUCUCAGAAGACUAUUUUGGUUCUUGGUGAGGAUCAACAAGGCACAGCGGACAAUUUGAAGGACUUGUUAGAUUCAACAAUUGUAUUACCACUGACUGAUGUGAAAAAUUUACAAAAUAUGGCAAUAUAUUUGUGUUCUCAGCCAGGUCCUGAAAUGUGUUCUGAUGUUCCUUUAGUCCGUGGAACAAGUUCAUCUCAAUCUGAUGGCGAACUUAUUGUAUUAUCCACUCGCAAUCAUAAUGAAGCCAGCUUAGAUGACUUAAAGGAAACGUGCAAUGCGUUUGGCGUUCGAACUUUGGUAUUGAGCAAGGUGACAAAUUUAGAAAUCAGAGCUGCAGGUGAACUAGGAAUACGGCUAGGAGAACCUGAGUCGUUGCAUGAAUAUUUGCGUGAGAAAAAAAUGAAAAAUUAUAAAAUUGUUGGCAUAGAAAAUAUGGAAAGAUCACAUAAAUUGGCUUCAACUCAGAAGACAAUUUUGGUUCUUGGUGAGGAUCAUCAAGGCACAGCGGACAAUUUGAAGGACUUGUUAGAUUCAACAAUUGUAUUACCACUGUCGGAUGUGAAAAGUUCACAAAAUAUGGCAAUAUAUUUUUGUUCUUAGCCAUACAACGUUGUUAGUUAAUAUUAAUUAAUUUUAUUCACUUUUGUCUUAAAUAUUUUUAUUCCUAGAGCAUUGUAGUCAAAGUCGACGAGACAACUUUUUUAUGUUUUUCUAUUAGAGUGUAAAUUCGAUUGUAUCAUUAACCAACAACAAUUAUUAAAAAAGGAUUCAGAAAAUUA
Drosophila willistoni is the source of this 3882-nucleotide messenger RNA. RefSeq lists its product as uncharacterized. The record is from RefSeq and is a predicted model, not a curated record. Gene Ontology annotation, biological process: RNA processing; RNA methylation. Gene Ontology annotation, cellular component: cytosol. Bases 236 to 3703 code for a protein of 1155 amino acids. Lineage: Eukaryota; Metazoa; Arthropoda; Insecta; Diptera; Drosophilidae. The transcript has 10 exons. Gene Ontology annotation, molecular function: RNA methyltransferase activity.